CCGCGUCGGAGAUAAAAAUCGUUAAAGUCCUGGUUGUUUUCAACUAUCGAAAAUAUCAUAAUGGGCACAAAUAUAAACUCAUACCGCAGUGAUUUGGUCGACCCAACGAAAGAUUUCUGUUACAUGGGAAAGGAUCACUUCAACUUUCCGUUAUGCUUUAUGUGCUUCUGCUAUUCACCGUUUCUAAUGUACGUCGGAGACAACCCACAGGUUCUUAAGUACCGUCCGCUCAAAAAUGGCGAUCAAAUAUAUUGUCCGCGCUGUAUGAUCGAACAAGAACAUUUCCAGACCCAGUUCCCUGGAGAGAAAGCAUUUAAGGAGAACAGUAUUCUUAACGAUGGGGAACUCAUGGAAAUGCUGGAAGAAUUCAUUUACCUCAAUCCGUAUUACAAGCAACUGGCCGAGGUAGAUCGGAUCAUCAUGACUGAACAGACGGGACUGCUCUCGUCUUAUAAAAAGAUUGCGAAGAAGGCCAUGCCAAAAAUGCAAAAAUUGAAACGACUGAUGAAAAUAUUUCCCGAUUCAUGCCGAAUGGCAAACCAAAAGUUUCCUACCAUGCAAGAUAUGUGCUUGACAAUCAAAGAAAAAUAUAUAAAUCUACGUUCGGAACCAGAUUCCUACCAACUAUAUGACAUGUUUGACACAAUGGCAGAGGAACAAACACCAACCGUCCAACGGGAAGAAAAUCGCAGACGACAAGUGACAUUUGUGCAACCUGCUCCUCCUCCUCCCCCUCCUCUUGAGCAGCAACAUGAACUACUAUCGACACCGUCAGUAGGGGAUCAGUCGGAUAUUAGUAUUUCAUCCGCUGAAAAUGUAACCGAAUCUGCUCUACCGGAGGUGGAGGCCGACGGUUUACGCUUAAUUGAUGAUCCCUCAUCAUCGUUGACGUCUUUGGAGUCUCAGGUGGGAGUAAAUAUAUCUUCUGAGGAAGUAACCCAAAGAGGAGUGAUCGAUAAUCCAUCAUCUCAAAGUACAACACACUCUACGCAACCUACGUUAUCGCAACCAGUGUCCUCUCAGUCCGUGAGCAACACCCACAGCUCUCGUGAAGUGAACGUGAGCUCUCAGAGUGUAGCAGGUGGACGAUUGACUAUCGAUGAAACUGUACAAGGGGAUACCAGUACCAGCAGCUCGAACAGUGAAACCAGCGUCAGCAAUUCUUCGGACACACGCCGCAAACGCUCCUCGGAUGCUGUGGCUUCGGACGAUGAUGAACCGGUACUUCUGGUACAGCCGCAGGAACCUCAGCCGGGACCGAGUGGUGUAAAGCGACGCCGUACCAAUGAAAGACCAGUGAUGAAUCCUUCUCCGGAGGAAUUCCAGCGAAAUCCAACAACUCGACUGCCACGGAUGGGCGGUGGUUGAAAGUGUGUCACUUUCAUCGAAUCGCCAUAAUAAGCUUCGUAUUUAUUUUUUCUCUGCAGCACAAAGUAAACGAUAACGUGUGCGUUCUGUUGUAAUUGUAUUUUUGAUAAGGAUGUAUAUAUUACAUAAACGAAAUUGUUCUUUUUAGCAUUAUAACAGGAUUUUUUAAAAGAAAUAUCUUCU
Sabethes cyaneus is the source of this 1551-nucleotide messenger RNA. RefSeq lists its product as uncharacterized. Lineage: Eukaryota; Metazoa; Arthropoda; Insecta; Diptera; Culicidae. The transcript has 5 exons. The record is from RefSeq and is a predicted model, not a curated record. The coding region runs from base 61 to 1368 and encodes 435 amino acids.